UGCCUUCCAUAUCGGUAUAUUACUCGAAAAGCGCUCUAGAAGUGUUGCUUGAUCGUUGCUUUUCGAGACGUUGGAUGUUAAGUAUGUCAUUGCUGUCGCCCAACAUAACAGUUCGCCAUAGACGUCCAACAGUUCAGGAAGUUGUCCGAGAUUUCGAUGCAUUUAACAAAACCGUGGAUGAAGUUAGUGAGGAGAAGCGAGCUACUGGUGGAUUCCUUGCAAGUUUAUCAUUCCUCAUCAUCGCAGCGCUGGUCUUUGGUGAGUUGCAGAAUUAUUUUUACGGUGACGAAGGACAUUAUUAUAGAUUCUCAGUGGACACAGCUUUCAGUGAGCAUCCUGAGUUGGAAGUGGAUAUGAUAGUUGCAACUCCUUGUACAAAUUUGAUGGCACACCUUACGGGUACCGCGUCACACGAAUUCAAUUCUAUGAAUGGAUUCAAGUAUGAUCCAACGCGUUUCGAAUUUACGGAGAAAGAAGCGAUGUAUUGGAAUGAACUGAAAAAAGUACAGCAUCGUACUAAAGAAGGAACGACCUUGUUCAAGAGUCUUGAUGAAAUGACUUUUGUCAGCGGACGAGUGGAGGAGGGUUUGAAAACUGAAGCAGAAACAAAGCAACGUGAAGAAGCGCAUGCGAUACAGUUGCAAAGGAAGAAGAACCCAAAGCAAUCCUUGGACGGUGGGACAUUGAUAUUAAUUGGAAAUGGAUUUAAUGUAUUUCAUGUUGUUGCAAGUAAUUCCGAAAAGAAUGAAGGCACCGCUUGCCGUAUACAUGGUCGUAUGCGUGUUAAUAAGGUCAAAGGUGAUAGUUUUAUUAUUAGCACUGGUAAAGGCCUGGACGUUGAUGGCAUUUUUGCUCAUUUUGGCGGAGUUUCUAGCCCUAGUAAUAUUUCGCACCGAAUUGAACGAUUCAAUUUCGGCCCCAGAAUAUACGGUCUUGUGACUCCUUUAGCGGGGAUAGAACAGAUUUCUGAAACAGGUGUAGAUGAAUUUCGUUAUUUUUUAAAAAUUGUACCUACGAGAAUAUAUCAUAGUGGCCUUUUUGGUGGAUCUACACUUACCUAUCAAUAUUCUGUGACAUUCAUGAAAAAAACGCCCAAAAAAGAUGUACAUAAGCAUACAGCUAUCAUUAUCCAUUAUGAAUUUGCAGCAACAGUCAUUGAAGUUAGGCAUGUUCAGUCCUCAUUGCUGCAAAUGCUCGUACGUUUAUGUUCUGCAGUUGGCGGAGUUUUUGCGACAAGCAUUUUGUUGAAUAGCAUAUGUAUACGUGUUUCAACUGUUUGGACAAGUACGUCGAAAAGAGUAAAGAAAAUCUGGUUGAUCAAUUCGCAGUUAGAGAUUGAGUCACCCGGUGUUUUUGUUGACACUUAAUCAAUGGAAAAAUGAGAACGUGAUUGUUUAGG
Messenger RNA from Loa loa (African eye worm), 1399 nucleotides. RefSeq lists its product as hypothetical. Gene Ontology annotation, biological process: retrograde vesicle-mediated transport, Golgi to endoplasmic reticulum; endoplasmic reticulum to Golgi vesicle-mediated transport. The coding region runs from base 75 to 1367 and encodes 430 amino acids. The transcript is spliced from 9 exons. The record is from RefSeq and is a predicted model, not a curated record. Gene Ontology annotation, cellular component: membrane; COPII-coated ER to Golgi transport vesicle; endoplasmic reticulum. NCBI's taxonomy places the organism in Eukaryota, Metazoa, Nematoda, Chromadorea, Rhabditida, Onchocercidae.